Penicillium digitatum Pd1 is the source of this 336-nucleotide messenger RNA. Lineage: Eukaryota; Fungi; Ascomycota; Eurotiomycetes; Eurotiales; Aspergillaceae. The record is from RefSeq and is a predicted model, not a curated record.
AUGGAUAAAGACUGGGCUAGCCUUUCAGUAGGCAUAGAAGAGCCUUCUGCACCUACAACAGGAAAGUGGACACAAUUCUCCGACCUUCCCGUAGCAACCAUGUUCGAUGACCACACUUCCCCCACUUUACUGCGCACACAAUAUAGCGCCGACCCAGGAGAGAGAGCUAGAAACACCGAGAUAAUGAGGAAAUGGGUUGACCCCUGGGAUGCAGAAAAGUGGUGGCAGUUCUCGACAAUGGGGAUCUCUUUCACUUUGGCUCAGAGUGGCAGCGAAUGUACGAGAUUCUUCCUGAAAUCGCGGGCUCACUUCAACCCGACAUCGAUGAUAGAUUAA